Molecule: messenger RNA, 1224 nt
Organism: Zymoseptoria tritici IPO323
Lineage: Eukaryota; Fungi; Ascomycota; Dothideomycetes; Mycosphaerellales; Mycosphaerellaceae
Exons: 1
Coding region: 1-1224 (407 amino acids)
Biological process (GO): fatty acid biosynthetic process
Cellular component (GO): mitochondrion
Molecular function (GO): [acyl-carrier-protein] S-malonyltransferase activity
Source: RefSeq, a predicted model, not a curated record
AUGGCCACUCCAACGAAAGCCUCCACCACCGCCCACCGCACCCUCCUCUCCCUCCCCGCCUCUCUCCGCCCCACCAUCCUCGUAUCCGCCCAAGCACGACACCAAUCCACCAUCCAACCCAAAAAGCACCCCAAAACCGCCAUCUUCUUCCCCGGCCAAGGCGUCCAACGCGUAGGCAUGACCACCGACUGGCUCGAAGCCUUCCCGCGAACCGUCAAACCCAUCCUCGACCAAGUCGACGAAACCCUCGGCGUCUCCCUCUCCAAAAUCAUCGCCGAAGGACCCAAUGCGAACCUCAUGGCGACGGAAAACGCCCAACCGGCGAUCAUGGCGACAAGCAUAAUCAUCCUCCGCGUGUUGGAACAGGAGUUUGGCUUCAACCUGGCGGAUCGCAUCGAUGUCACACUGGGACACAGUCUAGGAGAAUUCGCAGCAUUGGUAGCAGGAGGCUACCUCCGCGAAGCAGACGCCCUCAAACUCGUCCGCCGCCGAGCAGAAGUCAUGGCGAAAUGUUCGAAAGACACCGGCGAAGAAGUCGGCAUGGUAGCCCUCGUCUGCGAAUCCGACCACCUCACACCCAUGGUGGAAGCAAUCCACUCCUUCCUAGGCCACCACUCCGAAGGCUCCAAGUCCGACUCCCACUCCGACAGCGACCUCCCCGCCGUGCAGCAAGUCCUCAUCGCCAACGUCAACUCGAAAAACCAAAUCGUGCUCUCGGGAAGCAUCAAACGCAUCAACGAACUCCUCACCCACCUUCGACAAUUCGGCGGGCACGAUCCCCGCGCUGUGCGACUCAAGUCCGACUCACCCUUCCACUCCCCGUUGAUGAAACCCGCGACGGAAAUGCUCAAGAAAAUGCUCGAUCAACCCUCCCCCACGGUUCCAGGAUCCGACAUCAUCAUGUGGCCCGGGGUGGUACCUUGUAUAAGUAAUGUCUCCGCCCGGCCGUUUGAGUCGAAACAAAACCUCAAAGACUUGCUGGCGAGGCAGUGCGUGGAGACGGUGCUGUGGCAUGAUAGUAUUGUGUAUUUGCAUCAGGAUGUGGGCGUGAAGAGGUGGGUGGGGAUUGGACCGGGGAAGGUGGGGAGGAAUUUGGUGGGGAAGGAGGUGGGGAUGAAGGGGAUUGGGAAGGGAGGUGGGGUUUGGGGGAUUGGUGGGCCGAGAGAGGUGGAGGGGAUUUUGAGGGAUUUGGACGCUACGGAACAUUUGGAGGAGGAGGGGUGA